Molecule: messenger RNA, 974 nt
Organism: Medioppia subpectinata
Lineage: Eukaryota; Metazoa; Arthropoda; Arachnida; Sarcoptiformes; Oppiidae
Source: the annotation of a GenBank genome assembly
GUUCAUAGUUGUCAUCAAAGACAGAGAGAGUAUAUAAGAGAGGGUCCGACGACUAUAUCGUAUCAUUUGGUGCUUACACUCGACUUCAGCCACUUUUUUAACAACUUUUUUUUAACGUCUUCUUAAAUUUUUUAAAGUUGUUUUUUCUCAUUAUUGCAUUGAUUACUGCAAAUAAAGUCUGAAAAAGAUGUCAAAUACUUCAGGUGUUAUUAAAAUGGAGGCGUUCUCUCGAUUCUCAUCGCUACCACUCGUCAACUCUGCCAUCGGUUUGGCCACAGAUGGAUAUUCGCGUUUCAAGGGUUACAAUCGGCUGUUGUCGGCCACCCUUUCCCGAGCCGAACAGUCUUUACUAUUUAUGGCCUCCACAGCAAAGCCUGUCAUCCAAAAGCUGGAAAAGCAAAUCUCAAUCGCUGAUAACAUCGCCUGUCAGGGAUUGGAUAAACUUGAAGAAAAAGUUCCGGCGCUUAAAAAGUCCACCGAAGAGAUAAGGGACGAAACAAAGAAAUUAUUUGAUGGAAGCGUUGAGCGCAUUGGAGGGAUGCGAAAGUACAGCACCGAUACCUUACAUGUUAUCAAAGACUAUGGCUUUACUAAAGUGAACGGAAUUCUGGACUCUCCAUACAUACGUGUCUUAACCAAAUCUAUUGACACCGCCAUCGACUUGACCCACAACGCCGUCGACCACUACUUGCCCGCCGCCGCCAACGAGAAACCGGCCGAUAAAUCUGAGGGCCAGACACUAGUGGUUCGCAUGUCUACGUUGUCGGACAAAUUGAGACACAGAAUGUACGACCAGUUGACCACCAAAUGGAUACCUAAUGUCUUGAUUACCGCAAAUUCCCUGAAGUCUAAUCUUCUCAAUUGGGUUAACCAUAAUCGGGGCCCAGAGUCGGCGUCCGCCCAAUGAAUGUGACCAUCGAUUCAUUAUUUUCUAUACAAAUUAUACACUACUUUCUCUUUUUUCCUAAUUAUUC